Molecule: messenger RNA, 1821 nt
Organism: Cuscuta campestris
Lineage: Eukaryota; Viridiplantae; Streptophyta; Magnoliopsida; Solanales; Convolvulaceae
Source: the annotation of a GenBank genome assembly
UAAUUUUUUUUUCUUUCUUUUCUUCUCCCCACUUCUCCCUCCCGAUCGCGUUUCCUCGUCUCAUAAGUAAAAUUAGAAUCUGUGGGGGAAGAGUUUUGUUAGUGGUGGGGGCUCAUAAUGUCGAUAUCAUACGGCGGCGGAAGCGGCGUGGGCAGCAGCAGCUUGCAAGGAUCAUGGUCUCAACCUCAGGUCCUUUUGCCAUUACUAGCCGUGACUGGAAUUGGACUCGGAAUUGGAAUUAUUCUCUCAUCUCGUAGAACAAGAAGAGUCCCUAACGAGUACGGGGAGGACUUGAUUGGUGAAUUGCCAGAAGAACUCCUGUGUUUGAUACUCUCCCAAUUACCUACAAAAGAUGCUGUUAGGACUAGCAUUCUGUCUAAAAGAUGGAGAAACCUCCAUGUUUUUCUCCCCAAAUUGUCGUUCAACUGUCCAUGCACAUUUAUGGAUACCACGAGUCCUUCAAACCUGCUUGAUCGGUACAAGCGUGGAAUCUUGACAUUUAUAGAUCGUUUCAUACGGCUACGACAACACGCUUGCUGCCGUGACCGGGACAAGCGUGGAAUCUUGACAUUUAUAGAUCGUUUCCUACAGUUACGGCACGGGUGCAAUAUUAAAUCCUUCCAGCUAUCAUGUUGUUUAGGGGAAGAAUUCAGCAGUCAUAUUGAGCGGUUGAUGAAUUAUGUUGCUAGGUUAAACGUUGAGGAACUUGUGCUCCGGCUUUCUUGUGAUAUACCUGGAAGCACAAGAGGUCUGAUUACAUUUCCUUUGCAUUUGUUUACGUGCACUCUGGAACCAAAUUCCCAAGGAACAUUUAAGUCCCUUUCGCUGCUUAGGCUAGACGCAGUCUCAUUAGUUAAAGGUGAACUGCAAAGCAUCUUCGCAGCCUGCCCAAAGCUUGAGUCUUUAGUGUUGAAAUAUUGUAGCCUUCCAUCUAAGUUAUAUAUUGGCAGACCAGGACAUGAGUUGAAAUCUCUGUCAAUCGCAAGUUGUGUCGGAGUAAAGAAGAUAGAAGUGCGUGCUGGAAAUUUGACUAGCUUGGAAAUCAUUAGCUCUAAAAUUCUGGAAGAAAAGAGUCAUCUACAUGUUCCGAAGCUGAAACAUUUUUUUCAUGGGUUAAAAUACUCUGGUUAUCUCUCUCAUAUUAUACCUGAAGUUGCCAAGAGCACGCCUAAACUUGAGUCCUUAUAUAUUGAAUCACGGGUCAGGCAGAUGUAUUAUGCCCCGUUAGGAUGGCGUAUGCUCCACAAUCUUAGGGAAGUAUAUGUACUCAUAGACUUUAGAGGGCUAUAUAGUGCUCAACAAAUUGCUGAUGUAAUUGAUUGCUCGCCACUUCUACGCAAAUUCCAUUUGGUGACAAAAGGUAGAGUAGACUAUCGAGUACCAAGGUUUCACUUGAAACCAAGAUAUGAUCACAUCCAUCUGAAAGAAGUGGAGAUUGGGGGAUUUCAUGGACACAAGAGCGAGAUUGAGUUGAUUAGAUUUCUCCUUAGAUUUGCCGUGCGUCUUGAGCAUAUGACUAUCAGCAAGGAAUAUGAAUAUUAUCUCGGAGGAGGGAAAUGGGAGAAGAGCAGAAAACAAGUAAUGAAUGAGAAGCAACGUCAAGUAGUGCAUCUUUUGUUGAAGGGAACAACAAUUGCUUCUCCAAAUGCUCAAGUUAUUUUGCAUUAGCAACAAUGCGUGGUGCUACCAAGGGGCCGGGGUUCAUUCUCCUUGGAAUUGCUGAGCGCCUGGAGCUUUUCAUUAAUCUAUGUUGAUUUUAUUUCACUGAUUUUAAAAACAUUAGAUUAUUGGCGAUGUAAAAAUUAAAUCUUUUAGGCGAUG